Agrilus planipennis (emerald ash borer) is the source of this 2017-nucleotide messenger RNA. RefSeq names its product Golgi integral membrane protein 4-like. Gene Ontology annotation, cellular component: Golgi apparatus; Golgi membrane. Bases 108 to 1541 code for a protein of 477 amino acids. The record is from RefSeq and is a predicted model, not a curated record. The transcript is spliced from 6 exons. Lineage: Eukaryota; Metazoa; Arthropoda; Insecta; Coleoptera; Buprestidae.
GGUUAUGUGCAAGCUUUUAUUAUUUGUCAUUAGAAAGUGAAUGUAAUUAUAAUUGUAGAAAGCUUUACUCAAUGCAAUUAAAAACAGACUUAUAGUUCUCAAAUGUAAUGACUACUUCAAGAGCAGUACGUGGCACAAAAGGCCGAAUUUUUGUUUAUAUUUGUGUAGUGUUAAUGAUCACAGGAGUAGUUGUCUGUUACAAUAGCACCCUUUCCCAAUUAGAUGAUAUUCGAAAAGCAAAGGAUCAGUGCCAUCAACAACAAGAGAAUUUGUCCACACAAUUACAAGUUAUAUUUGAUUAUAAGCAAAGACUAGAGAAGUCUCUGAAAACUGAAAAGGCCGAACAUCAACAAACUAAAAGUGAUCUCGAAAAAAAAUUAGCAGAUGAGAAAAUUAAAAGUGAAAAAAUUGUCAAAGAUGAUGAAUUGCAAUUAUCUGCCUUAAAGCAAAAUUACAAGUUAUUAAAAACACAGCAUGAAGAUUUUAAAACUCGAAGCACUAAAACUGAAGAGGAACAACUCAAUCAAAUUAAUGUUCUUAAAGAGAAGCUGAAGAAGUUAGAAUUGGACCACGAGGAAGUAAAGGCCCAAUUACUGAAUUUAAAGCAUGAAAAAGAAAAAUUAGAAGAGCAAUUAAAACAAACAAACACAAAUAUGAAUCCUGAUAGUGAAGCAAAACAAAUAAGGAAUGAAAAUAAUAGUGUGAAGCUAGAAAAUAAAGAAUCAAAGCACACACAAGAGAAAGACUUGGCAGCAUCCAACACUCGCUUUUCAAAACAAAUCAGCAGAGGUGAUGCAGGGUACGAAAUAAGAAAUAAUGGGGGUAAAUCAGAAGCAGAACAAAUGGAUAUUCCAAAUAAUGAAAACAAAGAGAGUGAAAAUGUUUUAGCAGCCCCCAACAAAAAUUUGCAAUCCAGAUCAAGUACAAAAACUACAAUUUUGAAAUCUAAAGUUUUGGAUGAUGCUCAACCCAUCAAUGUACCAACUAUAACCCCAGGUUCCAUUAAAUCAUCACCAGAAACUAACAAUUUUGUUCCAAUGCCUUAUGGCAAGGGGAAUCUUCCAAAUGGAGUCGUACCUCCACCAAACAGUGUUGUUGAGCAACAAAAAGAGGACAACAAUAAUCAUAUAAAACAGGAUAUUAAAGAAACUUUUCCAGAACGAUACCGAAGUAACAUAGAAAAUCAAAAAGAACCAUCUGAUGAAAAUAAAAUCAAAGAAGCACAGUUGAAUGAUAUUAGAAAUCAUCUGAUGGACACCAAAGACGAAAAUAAUGCAAUCGAAGAUGUCGAUUCUCCUCCACACAAAAAUAAUCAGCCAUACGACCCUGCAUUUGCUCUAGACAACAAUCAAAACAACAUCGAUAAAGAUAAACCUGAACAUGAGCAUAUCAUGAGAAUUAAACCCAAUAAUUUUGACGAUCCUGCAGCAGAUUAUGACAGAAAUGGUCAUGAUGCAGCUAUUGAAGAGGAAGAAGAUGAUGAUCUCGAAGAUUAUGGUAAUGGAAUGGGAAACCAGAAAGAACCUGCUGUGAGACAUUAAUUGUCAGUACAUAGAAAAUACUGAAGUACCUAGGAGUAGACAUGCAAGUGCUCAGUAUGGUAUCUGUAAGUUCCUUCAUGUUCUUAGCAUUUUUUUAUAUAAAUAUAAUACCUUCUUUGAGGAAGUCUACAAAAAUUCCAAAUAUUAUUAAAUUCAGUUUCUACAGUUCUCUUAAGAAAUGGGUGUAGUUAAAUGUUUGUGACUAACUUUUUAUGUUACUCUUAUUCUAGAAUAGGCAGAAUCAAAGCUAAUAAGGGGCAGAGUAACCUUAUUCUUUAAAAAAUCGACACCGACGUUUCUGUUUAGGUGUACGAUUUUCUCAAAUCAGGUUUUUGAGUCAGUAAAUAGUUGAUUUCACUUUCUCCGCCAUCUGUAAACAGCGAUUUAAUGUCGCAAAAGCCCACCUUGAGAAAGUUUAAAUUAAAAUGCUAAACGUCGGUGUAGGUUUUAUAAUAAAUCAAUUCAUUUUGUCCUUG